Ictalurus furcatus (blue catfish) is the source of this 3284-nucleotide messenger RNA. RefSeq names its product collagen, type VIII, alpha 2 (gene col8a2). Gene Ontology annotation, molecular function: protein binding. Lineage: Eukaryota; Metazoa; Chordata; Actinopteri; Siluriformes; Ictaluridae. The record is from RefSeq and is a predicted model, not a curated record. The transcript has 3 exons. Bases 607 to 2664 code for a protein of 685 amino acids. Gene Ontology annotation, cellular component: basement membrane.
CUCUCAGUGGAAAAAAAUACUAAGAGAGUUAUUGAGAGGGGGAUCGAGACAAGAGCCAAGGAGAGUGGAGCUUCCAGGUGCUUUGCCCCUAGUUAAAAGCCCAGUACGAGUGUGUAGCGAGAGUGGUCAGAGCCAAGCCAAGCACCCUUCCUCAUGCUUCCUCUCUCCUGCACUUUCCUCCCCUCGCGCUCUCUUUCCCUCCUCCUUCGCACCCGUGAGUGAAAGCGCAGUCAUUCAGAAGGUGUGUCUGAAAUCUACUUCUAGUCAACUGGGAGACAGCUUGCAAGGACAUUUUUCCUCUUCGCUUGGACUUAAAUUUUCUCCAGAGACAGAAGCGAACAAAAAGAAGUCCAUAAAGAUUUUUUUUUUUUCCUCCUGAUUUUUUUUAUGUUAAAAAUCAAUAUCUGACUGAAUCUUGAAGUUCUGAGAUAAACCACAAACAUUUUCAUUUAUUUCUUUCAUCGCAUUUGCUGCAUUUUUCAAGAUCAUGAGCAGAACAUAACAUACCUGCAGAAAGUACCUGUCUGAGAUCCUGAGAUAUCCCUGAACUUCUUCCUCAAGCAGAAGAGCAAGUUUGGAGAUUCUGAGCAAAGAAGACAGUCAACCAUGACACUGGUAUCCAUAUGUGUGCUGCUGCUGAUGUUGGGGGAUGAUGCUCUGUGUGGUGGCUAUGCCCCUAUGCCCCAGAUGAAGUACAUGCAACCUAUGAUGAAGGGUCCAGUUGGCCCCCCCUUCAGAGAGGGAAAGGGUCAGUAUCUUGAGUAUCCACCUGCAAUGGACGUGAAAGGGGAGCCUGGCCCACAAGGGAAGCCAGGACCCAGGGGACCACCCGGGCCCCCAGGAUUACCCGGGAAACCUGGAAUAGGGAAACCAGGUCUCAAUGGUCAGCCAGGACCCCAGGGCCCAUCAGGGUUGCCAGGAAUUGGAAAACCAGGACUACCUGGUCUGCCAGGAAAAGUUGGGCCCAAAGGACCACCAGGAAAUGAUGGUGACAAGGGAUUUCAAGGUGAGCCUGGGGCACGUGGAUUACCAGGGCAACCAGGAUCACCUGGUCCUGCAGGUCUCUCAUUAAAUGGCAAACCUGGGCUCCCUGGAGUUCGGGGCCCACCAGGAUCUAGGGGUGAACCAGGACCAAAAGGUGGUCGUGGUUUGCCUGGUGACAAAGGAGUCAAGGGGGAAAAUGGCAAUGGCAAUCCAGGUCCACCAGGCCUCAGGGGACCUACUGGCCUUCAGGGACCUCCUGGACUUCCUGGUAAUCCAGGUGUGGGAAAGACUGGACUGAAUGGGCCACCUGGGCCUUCUGGAGGAAAAGGAGACCAGGGGCUUCCAGGGGACCAAGGUCUUCCAGGGAAACCUGGGCCUUCAGGACCACAAGGGCCACCUGGAGCAACUGGAGUGGGAAAACCUGGGUUGGAUGGUGUACCUGGUCGACCAGGUCAGAUUGGACCAAAAGGUGAACCAGGUCAAAGGGGUUCUAAUGGAUUUCCUGGGGCUCCUGGUUAUGGUAAACCUGGUCUUACAGGACAGAAAGGAGAUAGAGGCCCUUCUGGAUUACCAGGAGCUCAAGGUGAUAAAGGGGAACCUGGAACAGGAGGUCUACCAGGGGAAACAGGGCCAGCUGGGCAGCCAGGACCUUCAGGUUUACCAGGUCCAAUGGGUCUUCCAGGAAAACAUGGCUUGUCUGGCCUGAAGGGAGACAGUGGUCCCCAAGGGCCUCCUGGCUUGCCUGGACUCAGAGGUGAUCAGGGCCCCAAUGGGCAGGCAGGUAAGCCUGGCCUCCCAGGGGAUAAAGGGCUUCCUGGGCCAAGUGGAUCCAUUGGAAAACCAGGUCCUAAAGGUGAUGCUGGUCACAUUGGUUUGCCUGGUAAUCCUGGACUGAGUGGGCCUCAAGGCCCUAAAGGAGAAAAUGGCCUUCCAGGGCCAGCAGGGUCACGUGGUAUAGCUGGAAUUCCUGGGUUACCAGGGCCCACGGGCCAUAUGGGGCCACAGGGCAUUCCAGGAUUGAAAGGAGAACUAGGCCCACCAGGACCCCCAGGAAAUGGAAAGAACGGGGAUCAGGGAAUGCCAGGUCCACAGGGACCACCAGGAAAACCAGGCCCUUCUGGAAUAAAUGGUCCCAGAGGUCUCCCAGGUCCACCCGGCCCACCCGGCCCACCUGGUCCUUCAAAUGGAGAUACCAAAGUAGCUGUGUCAGGGCUUGAUGUUGGUGGAGAAACAAUACCAAGUCAAAAUGGAAAACCACAAUUUAGAGUUGAGCUUUCUGCUACUGCAGCUCCUGCUUUCACUGCUAUUCUCACAACACCUUUUCCACCAUCUGGUAUGCCUAUCAAAUUUGACAGGACUCUCUACAACGGGCAGAAUGCUUAUAACCCCACCACUGGUAUCUUCACCAGCCCAAUGCCUGGAGUUUACUACUUUUCUUACCACGUUCAUGUAAAGGGAACCAGCCUGUGGGUGGCACUAUACAGAAACAAUGUGCCUGCCACAUACACAUAUGAUGAAUACAAGAAGGGCUAUAUGGACCAGGCAUCAGGUAGUGCAGUGCUGGAGCUAAAAGAAAAUGACCAGGUAUGGAUGCAGAUGCCAUCUGAUCAAGCAAAUGGGCUCUACUCCACUGAGUACAUACAUUCAUCCUUCUCAGGCUUCCUACUGUGCCCUACAUAACAGGCCAUCUUAUACAUCAUUUAUUAUCUAGUGGUCUGCAGUCACACAAGUAACACCUGUAACAACAAAAACAGGAAAGACUGAACAACAUAAAAACCAAGAUAAAAGUAGGACAUGGAAACUUUGCUGUAUCUGUUUUAGCGCUUUAAAAGGUCUGAUUUGAUUAUGGUUUUACUUUAAGUGUGUUUGAUAUCUUCUGCGUAUAGUAUGUUAUUAUAACUGUUGUAUUAAUGUUGUUGCGGUCAUUGUUUUAUUCAUGUACUUGAUGUUAUUGUUUAUUGGAAUCAAACAAUGUGUAAGUAACAGUUUUACCCAUGUGACUGCACACUCAAAUGACUAAUUGAACUCCAUCUCUUUGACUCUGGGGAGUGUGUUCCCCUGACUGCAGUCACAUUUAGUUUGAACUUGUUGUUUCUCUUUUAUUCCCUUUAAAUAACAGGCUUCUAACUCAGUGCCAUAUUUCACAAAUUAUUUGUAAAAAUAAAAAAGAUUAAUAAAACAAUUAUUUCUGUGCUAGCCUGGUAAUUUUAAGUGACUAAAUUAAAAAUAUUUUGUUUAGAUUAAUCUGCCUACAGUCACAAAGGAUACAGUUCAUUGCUACUCUUUGUGAUUUGGUGGUA